CAAAAGGAAACUUGAGGAGCAGAUCUCGUCAUUAUCCCGACGUCUACCGCUUCGUGCGAUGAGCAGCACCAGUGGCGUGUCGCCCUUUCACCACGCCGUGCCUGUUCAUGAUCUCGGAGCUGCGAGGGUGUUCUACGGCGACUUGCUGGGCUGCAGCGAAGGCAGAACCUCCCCAGGCAAAUGGAUUGACUACAACCUGUGAGCAAUGCCGCAACAACACAGACGGGCCCUGUUGAUUUCUACGAAUCUCCGUCAGGUAUGGCAGUCAGCUUGUUUGCCAUUUUGUUGGUGAGAGCUACAGAGCGCCUGAAUAUGUCAACCCCGUCGGUAUGCCCACCUGCACUGAAGUUGUUAGUGUCGCACACACACACUUGUGGUCGAUUGAUGCGCAAAGAUGGCGAUGAGGUGCCCGUCCCGCAUUUCGGGUGUGCGCUGAGUGUCGAUGAGUUCCAUACUCUCGCGGCCAGGCUCAAAGAGAAGGGUGUCCGGUUCGUCAUUGAACCACACCGGAGGUUCCAAGGGCAGCCAGGUGUGUGGCGCAGCCGAUGGAGAGGAGAGGGCAGAUGCCAUACUGCCUCUAUGUAUGUCAUUGUGUGUGGGUUGGCGCAAGGUGACCAGUGGACCAUGUUCUUCAAAGACCCAUCAAACAACGCGCUGGAAUUCAAAGCCAUGGUACCUGGAUGGGUGCGUGGGUGGGAGGGAUUGGUGGGGAGGCGAGUGUCAUCUAUCGUUGAGUGCUAUGACUGCUCUGUCUGUCUCUGUGGGCGACGUUCAGGUGCAUCCUGAGAAUCUGUUUGCUAAGUACAAUGUGGACGAUUUCGCUGACAAGUGAAAAUGCAUAAUCGUAGCGUGGUGUACAAGGGACGAGGGGCACGGACAUGGUAGAGCCGCUGCGAGCUCGCCCGCGUUUUCUGAGGGUGAAGUUAACUGUCUGGAGUUAACGGUGAAGUUAACGAACUGUACGCUGUACGCUGUAGACCAACAUACCGAAGCACUCCUUGCUUGGUUCCAUUCCCUUCUGGCUGCACCCGCUCUUCCUUUCCUUCCCUUCCUUCUCCUCUCAUCUGCGGGCUACGCUUUGCCAGCUUACACCCCCUACACGACUCUCGCACGAGCGCCUCCUCCCUCUGCCGUCCGCCAGGCCAUCAGCCAUGAAGACCUUGUGGCUCCUCGCUCUGGGCGUGCUUGCCUUGGCUGCCGCGCACCAAGCCGGCGGCGUGACGUCUGCGGAUGACGCUCAAGUGGCUGACGCUGUGAGCGCUGAGGGUGGCCUGCGUGGGCUGACAUACUAAACCACUGAGCAUCAUGGGAGUGACGCCGUGAGCGAGCAGAGGCGGUGUUUUAACCAACACGGCUGCAGCAGUGGCGAAUAUUGCCACUACGAAAACAUGUGGGACGUGUCGGGCACAUGUAAGCACUGACCACAGACACACACAGUCGAUCGACGCCAGGCCGUGUGCCUCAUUCAAUGUGUCCGUCCAUGUGUGUCGCUUUCAGGCAAGAGCAAGUGCUAGCCACUAGGCGUCCAAUUCAGACAGACACUGCAAGUUGUGUGCCGCUGUUUGUUGAUGUAUGUGCAUUCACACAGCUGCCUUGUGUGGCUUGUCGUUGCGUUGUGUGGCUUUACUGACAAUCAGUGUGAUCAUCUGACGGUCCUCUGCUGUGUAUUGGUUCAUUGUAUUUUCACCAAGAGAGAGAGAGGGGAGGGAGAAGCUGUGGUGUCCACACUCUUACACACAUGGUGUAAUCAGCUUUUUUUCUCACGAUGCCGAAACGACUUUCUUCUGGCGCAUUCGUUUCUGUCUGCCAAGUGCACACACACGGCACACAUGUACUCUUCUAUGUUCGUUCUGUGGCACUCCCUUGCGGCAAUCGGUCCAGUCGGUCAGGCGGCUGUGUGCGUGUUGCGUUGUGUUUCGGUGUUUGCAUGUGCCGCCGAAAAGGGGCGCGCUGCAAUCCAAACCGAUCUCGUACGACGUACGUGCAGCUAGGCUGGCCAGGGAAUGGGG
Vitrella brassicaformis is the source of this 2009-nucleotide messenger RNA. The record is from the annotation of a GenBank genome assembly. NCBI's taxonomy places the organism in Eukaryota, Vitrellaceae.